AUGAGGGAUCUCAGCAGGAAUGAGCUUACCGGGCCCAUACCACCAACACUUUCUGAUAAUAUGAGCACUAUUGAUCUGUCAGAUAACCGUCUUAAUGGAUCUAUACCCAGAAGUUUUUCAAAUCUUCCUUUUUUUCAGAAAUUGUCACUUGGAAAUAAUUUGUUGAUCGGUUUUGUGUCUACUAACAUGUGGCAGAACAUGUCCUCCACUAAAAGUGCUGGCCUUACACUUGAUUUCAGGAACAAUUCACCUUCAAGCAUUUUAAGAGAACUGAAUAUGCCGGAUAAUGUCACCCUGAGUUGUCAAUUGAUUCCUUUAUUUUGGGAAGAAGGUCCUCGUCUAAGGAUGUAUUUGAAGCUCUUUCCUCCACUUAUUGUUGCACAGUCAACAGUAUUUAAUGUGACUCAGAUCAACACAAGUUCAAGGCCUCAAGGGGGUUAUGGAAAGGUUUACAUAGGCAUUUUACUUGACAAAACAAUGGUGGCUAUAAAGCGUGCUAAAGAGGGAUCCUUACAAGGUGAAAAGGAAUUUUUGAUGGAGAUCAAUUUGUUGUCGAGGUUACAUCAUCGAAAUCUAGUUUCCUUGGUUGGAUAUUGUGUUGAAGAAGGAGAGCAGGUUCAGAGUUCAGCAGAAGCGAAGGAAAAUCUCAACUUUGGAACAAGGUUAAGCAUUGCCUUGGGUGCAGCAAAGGGCAUUCUUUACCUCCAUACUGAAGCGGACCCUCCAGUAUUUCACCGAGAUAUCAAAGCCAACAAUAUUCUUUUAGACUCUAAGCUUACUGCUAAAGUUGCUGACUUUGGACUCUCCCUUCUUGCCCCUGUCAUGGAUGAUAAAGGAUAUCCACCUAAUCAUGUAUAUUCAGUAGUGAAGGGAACUCCAGGAUACCUUGAUCCAGAAUAUUUUUUGACACACAAGAGUGAUGUCUAUAGCCUUAGAGUUGUAUUACUAGAGCUAUCGAUAGGAAUAUAG
This is a messenger RNA of Dovyalis caffra, 969 nucleotides long. NCBI's taxonomy places the organism in Eukaryota, Viridiplantae, Streptophyta, Magnoliopsida, Malpighiales, Salicaceae. The record is from the annotation of a GenBank genome assembly.